This is a messenger RNA of Cladocopium goreaui, 3177 nucleotides long. The record is from the annotation of a GenBank genome assembly. NCBI's taxonomy places the organism in Eukaryota, Dinophyceae, Suessiales, Symbiodiniaceae.
AUGCGAGAGCAUGGUAAACUCCUCGCCGAGGAUGAGUUGCCUGAUGGAGUGCCCCUGGUGUCGCACCCUUUAUGGACAAAGCUGGCCCAGUUUUUAGCAUUCACUUUGUGGCAACGGAAGCAAGUGCGUGGACGCCGCCACAUCAACUUGCUGGAGAUCGAAGCUGUUUUAGAUGUGGAGCGAAAGCUGGCUGACAGAUUUUCUUCUUUGCGAUACUUGCUGGGAGCUGAUUCGCAGGUAGCUUUGGCAGCUCUGACAAAGGGGCGGUCCAGUUCAGACCGCAUCAAUGAUCUGCUGGAAGGAAGCUUAGCUGUUUACCUAGGGCAUGAUCUCUACGGAAGUUAUGGGUAUGUCCCAUCGCUGGCCAAUUGUGUUGACGAUCCAACCAGAGAGAGACCGUUGAGAGCUCCGGAGAAAAAUGCUCCAGACUGGCUAGUUGAAGCGUUAGGAGGGAAUUUUGAGCUUUUUGAUGAUUGGUUGAACCAGCUGGGUUACGACCCCCAACAACUCGCUGGCUUACCUUUUGCCAACGCUUUUUGUACAGAUGCUGAAGUGGUCAAUGACGAAAUAAUUAAACCUUUGCGUGCCGUAGCAAAGCCCGAAAGGUUGAGAACCUUUGACAAUGUACAGAGCAGCGGUAGCACCGUAGCAGUAGGUGUAGAGUCUUGUAGCUCAGGAAACUUAAAAGAGAACAACAAGAGAGCUGAAAAAGAGUCUGAGGACCAAACCAAGAGUGAAAAGAAGAGCCCUACAAAAACUGAAAGCACGGAAGUGCGGGCCACCAGUCAUUUUGUUGCUUCAAAAGAGGUAGCUCCUCCUCUGAAAGAAAAAGUAACUAGUUUGCCGCAGUCUGACUGCAGCGGGAAAAAGUUCGAGAUUGGGGAGAACUCCGACCUGCCGGAGCUUAGUGAUGAAGCCCGAGCCCUUUUACAAGAGUUCAUGCCUUCUCAAUUUUUUCUACCCGGAGGACGCCGGGCCAAACAGCACUGCGAGUUCCGACGAAAAGGCUUUUUGGACCUUUUCAGUGGCAAGGCGGGGGUGGCCAAAAGUUUGAGUAAACGUUUUGGUGUUUGGGUGCUCACCUUUGAUUUUGAAAGAGGUGAGGAGCAGAACCUUUUAAACCCAGAACUGAGACAGAAGAUCGUAGCCAUGAUGCGAGCCGGCUGUUUUGUCGGUCUGGGAGCUGCUCCCGAAUGUGCGUCCUUUUCACGCGCUGUCACACCAGCAGUCAGAACGGCACUGAGACCUGAGGGCAUUGAGCAGAUGUCGAAGAACAUGCAGCUGAAGGUAGCCGUGGGCAACUCUCAUGCCAGUUUCAUUUUAGAAGUCCUUAAGUUAGCUGAAUCACUUGGCCUUGCUUGGUGGUGUGAAAACCCGGAUGGCUCUUUUUUAUGGCUGCUUCGAGGCUUCAUUGAAGCUGGUUUUGGUCACUGGUCGAAAAGUUUCCGGUUCGAUCAGUGUCGCUACCGUACAAGGUGGCGAAAGAGGACGCGCAUAGCUACCAGCACAGCGCUUCAAGGAGUACGGGAGCUCUGCAAAGGUGGACACUCCCAUCAGCAUCUGCGUGGCAGAUGUGCUGCUUUGAGAAGUUCCUGGACGCAUGUUGCCCAGACUUAUCCUCGUGACCUGUGCUAUGACCUAGCGACAGCCCUAGCGCAUCAAGUAGGUUUGCUCCCGAAGCAAAGCACCUCCUUGAAGCUGAAGAUUGGAGCAUGUGCACAUUGCGGCGAAGGCCGCAUUGGAGAAGCGGCCAAUCCUGGACCUGGCCGGCAUCAACCUGGCCGACGUGAUGCUAGAGAGUUACUCAACACUCGUCUGGUGGAAGACCAGACUUACAAACUGCAGAAUCGCAUCUGGUGGCGUUUUCAAGCUUGGCUGAGUCAGCAUUUGAGCUUCGAGACCAGAGAACAACUCUUCCUUUGUCCUGAGGUUGCGGUGAUGUUCCUUAAGAGGUACGGCUUGCACCUUUAUAGCACUGGAGGCAGACUUUACGAGCUUAGACACUUGCUCGUCCUGGUUCAGCAAGAGUUUCCAAAGGUACGAGCCGAAAUUGCCCCAUGCUGGCAGCUGGUUUCAAAAUGGGAGGUAGCACAGCCUCUUAAACAUAGACAGCCUCUGCCCGAAAGCCUGUUCAAAGCCAUGUUUGCGAUUGCCAUGUUGUGGAAGUGGACUAGGUGGGCUGCCUCCUUGCUCCUUGGGUACGAGGGUAUUGCCAGGAUCAGUGAAAUCCUCUCAGCUACACGGGGAGAUUUGGUGCUGCCCAGUGACUCUUUUGAUGAUGCAGUUUGCGUAGCUUUCCUGAAAAUACGAAAGCCAAAGAGCAGAAAACGGGGAAUAGGUAGGAUUCAGCAUGUCCGAGUUUCAACUGAGCCAGCUGUGAAGUUUUUAGAGCGCCAUUUUGGGCAACUCGAUGCUGGAGUGAGACUGUUCCCUCGAUCAGCAGCAGCUUUUCGAAGCCGUUGGGAUCGAAUUUUAGAAGUUUUGAAAAUUCCGGUCAACUGCAGACCGACCCCAGCAGGGAUUAGAGGUGGAGGCGCCAUUUUGGCUUACAAGCGCAAUCGGCCCAUCCAGGACAUUUUGUGGGCGAUGCGGUUGACCUCCAUUCAUACCUUAGAAUCAUAUCUGCAAGAGACUGCUGCAGAUUCACUUUUGGUCAGGCCUCGAGCUCCGGCUGAUGGCGCAAAGAGCGGCGUGCCACAUCCUGGGACGAUUCUACUGGCCCCCUCCAGGAAUGGCUCCAAUGGUCUGGAUUUGCCAAUGAUCGAUCAGAUCUGUCGUUCGAGUUUUCAAGUGCAGAAGGCCCUCCAGCGUUGGCAGCGCGAUGCCUUGGCGGCGCACCGGCUCCUCUGGGACCGGCAGAGUCGGCACCGCGCGCGCUGUCGGGCGCAGCUCUGGCGCCAGAGGACCCAAGGCUCUGGAUCCGAAGCUUCGCCACGGCUGGAAGUGGAUGAGACCUUCGGUGAGAAGCCUUCCGGUUCACCCACCGGUGGUCCUGUCAACGAAGAAGGCCUCCUUCCCGGCGUUCGCAUCACCGACACCGACGACGGCGUGGCGAGCCUCGGCCUCGCGGGGCCCGCGGGGCCCGCGGGGCCGGCCAGCGAGCGUGGCAAGCUGUCGCCGCGCUCAUCUCCACGGGGAUCGAUGCCAGCGAGGCGACAUGAAGAUCCAAGGAGCUGA